AUGUGGGCUUUCGACUUUUAUUGUGAAAAUCCCCGGGCACGAAACGAGUCCCGGAAGUUUUCAUUUCCUUACAGUGUUACCGUCAUCACCUGUCAGCGCUCCUCUGUCACUGGUGAGAUAAGUGGGAACGCCAUCCAACACGGUCUUCUACCCGCUACACAUAGGCUUCUGCCAACAUGGAGCCGGCUGUGGAUGAUGACAUAUGCAUCCUUAAAUGUGAGACUGCCUCCACUGCUACAGGAGAGAGUCCAGUCCUAUGAGGACAUCAAGAAGAGACUCAGAGACACAGAGAAAGAGAACACACUACUGAGAAAAAGAGUAAAGCAGCUGGAGGAUAAGCUUUUUCGACCAGAUGCACUCCCUCCAGAAGGUCCCCAAUAUGUGAACAAGGCCUUCAGUGCAUACAGAGGUAUCUAUAUUGAGAAGGAAGAUCUGCAGAUGGAGCUCAACAAACUGAAAAAGGAGAAAGGUGAGAGUGAGCGGACACUGACAGAGCAGCUACAGGCCAAAGAGAUGGAGUUGCUGCAGUUGAGGACAGAAAUGGAGACCAGUCAAGUGAUGAAAAGCCUGAACAGCCCGCAGGACUACUGGCAGGUGGACAGGGUCAGCACAGAGCACAAGAUUCAUAAACUACAGGAAGAGCUGGAAAAAGUUACACUAGAGAACAGCCGACUACUGGAGAAGAGUGCAGAUGAUCCGCCUGAGCCUAAUGGACCUGAAAUGGACCGGAACUGCGGUUUAAAGUUUAAUUCAAGAGAGAAGGCGAUGCAGACAUACGAAGCGUUGUGCAGUGAAGUUUCUCGAUGCCACUCAGAGUUAAAACACCAAAAUGGCUUGAUACGAAAACUAAGACAAGUCAAUUCCACAGUCCCAGUGCAGUGUCUGGACGACGUGGAAAAGAACAACAACCAAGUUCCAAGGGUGUCUCCGUACCCCCAUCUACUCCCAUCAUGCUUGGGACGCUCUCCUGUGGGGCUAUCCUCCGGUGCUCUCGCAGACAGCCUGAAAGAGGACUGCUGGUACAACGGGCCGUGGCCCUCACAGUACUGCUCAGGAGAGGCUCUGCUGGGCACAGACUCUUGCUCUGGGGUGCUGCCCCCUCCCCCUAUGAACCAGGCCUCUCUGGACGAUAGCUCCAGGUCAUUCCCCAGCCCACCCAAACCCAGUGAGGCUCUCUUCUGGGAGGGACACUCCAACCCCAACUCAUCCUCUUCAAUGGGACAUUGCAGCCCUAGGAGCCCGCCCAACACAGAGUGGGCUAAGCCCCACUGA
This is a messenger RNA of Knipowitschia caucasica, 1272 nucleotides long. NCBI's taxonomy places the organism in Eukaryota, Metazoa, Chordata, Actinopteri, Gobiiformes, Gobiidae. The record is from the annotation of a GenBank genome assembly.